Molecule: messenger RNA, 1301 nt
Organism: Truncatella angustata
Lineage: Eukaryota; Fungi; Ascomycota; Sordariomycetes; Amphisphaeriales; Sporocadaceae
Product: HAD-like domain-containing protein
Exons: 2
Coding region: 229-1167 (312 amino acids)
Molecular function (GO): phosphatase activity
Source: RefSeq, a predicted model, not a curated record
GCCAAUUGGGAAAUAUUGGAGGGGCAGACGGGCUACCAUACUGUAGUAUAGCGAGUGGUUUGAACUUUGGAGGGAGGCCACCUUUCUCGACUGAACUUCGCAUCUCCUACGCAUGAUCCAUUACAUACUCGGUUUCGAGCACACUGCGUAGAGUCUGCCUUAUUCCAAUCGAUCCAGCGUUGUUGCGAACAUUAGUUUAUUCCCCUAAACUCCUGAGCUCUCUGCACCAUGGCUCCUCGUUCAGAAUUCCCACCCGUUAGGGCGUGUCUGUUUGACAUGGACGGGCUGCUGCUCGACACUGAAGACAUUUAUACCCUCUGCAUCAACCUGCUUCUGGAGAAAUACGACCGCCCCAACCUUCCCUGGUCCAUCAAAGCCCAGCUCCAGGGCCGCCCCGGCCCGCAGGCCAACGAGAUAUUCCACAAAUGGGCCCAGCUGCCCAUAUCCAACGACGACUACCUGAAACAGUACAGCGCCCUGCAGCAGCAGCACUUCCCCGCCGCGAAGCCGCUGCCGGGCGUCGAGAAGCUGCUGAGCGACCUGGGCCGCACGCGAUGGUGGGAUCUGGGAGCGAGCGACAAGACGCCGGUCCAGGGGGCCAAGCCGACGCGGGUGCACAUCGCCCUGGCCACGAGCAGCAACAGCGGCAAUUUCAGGAUCAAGGCCGCGCACCUCGCCGAGCUGUUCUCCGUCUUCGAGACCUCGAGGAGGGUCCUGGGCGACGACCCGCGCGUCCAGCCGGGCAGAGGAAAGCCGCUGCCGGAUAUCUACCUGCUGGCGCUGAAGACCAUCAACGACAGCCUGCCCGAGGGCGAGAAGCCGAUCACCCCCGAGGAGUGUCUGGUGUUUGAAGACAGUGUGCCAGGUGUGGAAGCAGGUCGCCGCGCAGGUAUGCGGGUGGUGUGGUGUCCUCACCCAAUGCUGAAGCAGGAGUACGCCGGGCGAGACGCUGAGAUCCUGGCUGGACGCAUGGGCGCUGCUGGCGAGGCAGUCGAUGUCCACCAGCUUGGUGAGAUCGGCGACGGCUGGGCAGACUACUUCUUGGACCUGCAGAACUUCCCGUACGAGAAGUACGGCAUUGUCGUGCCGCCGGCCGAGACCGAGUUGGAGCCCGCUAUGCAGGAGAAUGUGGGAAACGGCCUCGUUGCUGAGAAGGUAAACUCAUGAGGGCUGCAUCAUGAGACGGAUCUUAAAGAAGCUUACUAGAACUCAAUAUUCGCGCUUUCGUAGAAACACACAUAGACAGACCGGCUGGCUUUACAGCGGCAGUAGUAUAAAGUUGACAGAUCGAAUUUUUGCCA